UCUUCAAUUGUCAAAAUGGAAAACGCAGACACAAAACAAAACACAGACAGACUCACCAAUAUUUUAUAAUAUAAAAUAAUAAUAAUAAUGAUAAGAAAAACCCAACAGUAUCACACUAAGCUAACAGAGUUAGUGAUACAAAACCUCCAUUGAAGGACAAGAAGCUCGAUCAAACUUCACUGAAACAUAGAUAAUAGAUGAAAGGCAAAGCUAAGACCCCCAAAACCAAGUUUGGCCCUCCCACCAUCUUCCUCCUCUGUUUUCUCUUCUUCCUUACUGGUUUCUUUCUCUCUAAUCUCCUCUAUCAGGAUGUUCCUAGUGUACGGCUACCCAGUUCGAGAAUUCUUAAAUCGGUUGGGGAGAAUCAAGAGCCGAUGCCCCAUGGCCACACUGGAGAGAGUUCUAUUCAAGUGAUUCCAUUCCAGAUCUUAAGCUGGAAACCUAGAGCUCUUUACUUUCCAGGAUUUGCAACCGCAGAACAAUGCCAAAAGAUAAUUGAGAUUGCAAAAGUUAAUCUUAAGCCUUCUACCUUGGCUUUGCGGAAGGGGGAAACUGAUGAAAGCACAAAGGGAACUAGGACAAGUUCAGGCACCUUUAUUAGUGCAUCUGAAGACAAAUCAGGAAUCUUGGGUGAUAUUGAAGAAAAGAUUGCUAGGGUUACAAUGAUACCAACAACACAUGGAGAGGCUUUCAAUAUUUUGCGGUAUGAGAUUGGCCAGAAGUAUGAUUCUCACUAUGACGCUUUCAACCCUGCAGAAUAUGGCCCGCAAAAGAGCCAAAGGGUUGCUUCCUUUUUAUUGUACUUAACCGAUGUAGAAGAGGGUGGAGAGACCAUGUUUCCUUUUGAAAAUGGCGUAGAUAUCAGUUUUGGGUUUGAUUACAAAAAGUGCAUUGGUUUGAAAGUGAUGCCCAGACGGGGCGAUGGCUUACUGUUUUAUUCAGUGUUUCCAAAUGGCACAAUUGAUCAGUUGUCUCUCCAUGGAAGUUGUCCAGUGAUCAAGGGGGAGAAAUGGGUUGCAACCAAGUGGAUUAGAGAUGAAGAAGAGGACUGAUUUUAUUUUUGACCUCGAUUCAAUCCCACCUAUUGUAGUAUCCUCAAUUUUGAAAUUUUGGAAUGUCUUCCGUUGUGGAACAAGUGGUUAUUUUCACAUUUAGACUCUAUUGAAUAAAUAAAUGAACCACUGUUCUUCGAAA
Molecule: messenger RNA, 1194 nt
Organism: Humulus lupulus (European hop)
Lineage: Eukaryota; Viridiplantae; Streptophyta; Magnoliopsida; Rosales; Cannabaceae
Product: probable prolyl 4-hydroxylase 9
Exons: 8
Coding region: 198-1052 (284 amino acids)
Biological process (GO): peptidyl-proline hydroxylation to 4-hydroxy-L-proline
Cellular component (GO): endoplasmic reticulum
Molecular function (GO): iron ion binding; L-ascorbic acid binding; procollagen-proline 4-dioxygenase activity
Source: RefSeq, a predicted model, not a curated record